AUGGGAAAAGCAAGUAAAAGGGGAACUGAAUUCUCCUUGGAAGAUGAAGAUGAAGAUGACGAUCAAUCGUAUAACCUAAGGUCAUCGCGGUCUAAUGCCAAGUCCAAAUCGAGGCCCUCCGGUGGUAGCAGAACUAAUCCAAGAGCGUCCAAGAGAGCUCGACUUUCGGGUGCUAGGGCGACUGAAGAGUCUAGUCACAUCAGAUUGUCUUUCCAAGAUUUCGAUGAAGCUUUGAGCGGGUUCAAGGUAUCUUCUUCUGGCUAUGAAAGGAGCAAGAAUACGGAUUUAUGGGUUGACAAAUACAAGCCUCGCACCUUGGAAGAGCUUGCUGUUCACAAAAAGAAGGUUGAGGAAGUUAAAUUGUGGUUUGAAGAAAGUUUGGAUUUCUCAAAGGAUGGUUUCAGGAAUAAUGUUCUACUAGUCACGGGGCAAGCUGGAGUCGGAAAAUCUGCUACUAUCCAUUUGAUUGCGUCUAUCCUUGGAGUCACAGUGUAUGAGUGGAACGCUCCUAUUCCUACAGUCUGGCAAGAACACAUGCAUAACUCAAGUUCAGGACUGAAGUACACAUCGAAGCUGGAUGAGUUUGAAAACUUUGUUGAGAGUACUAGAAAAUACGGAGUGAUUGCGUCAUCGACUACUGGGGAAUUAAAGGCGCGCGUUGUUCUUUUGAUUGAUGACCUUCCUCUAGCCAAUGGGAGGCAUGCGUUUGAAAGGCUGCAAAACUGCUUAAUUCUCUUGGUGAGAUUAACCCAGAUGCCAACAGUGGUAUUAAUCACUGACUACGAUAAAACGGAGUCUUCUGACCAGAUUGCAGGAAGCAUGGAGGAUGUUCAGUCAUCUCUUGAGCGAGCAGGGGCUUUAAAGGUUGCUUUCAAUCCCAUCACUAAGAACUCAAUAAAGAAGACACUUCAGAGAAUAUGCAGAGAAGAGCAUUGUAAGGUAACAACUUUGGAGAUUGAUCAGAUGGCGAGUGCUAGUGGAGGAGACAUCAGAAAUGCUAUUACAUCUUUGCAACUCUUCUCGGUUAAGCCAGAACUGAAUCACACAAAGAUAAAACUACCACAGCCUCGCAUGGAUAACAGUUAUCAGGGAAAUGAGCAAACAAUGCACAGUAGUUUGGAUUGUGGAAUAUCUUCCUGUUUUGGUAGAGAUGAGACCCUUUCGUUGUUUCACGCUCUGGGAAAGUUUCUCCACAACAAAAGAGAGACGGAUCACGUUAUUGUAUCAGAUUGUAGUGACUCUCUAGUGCAUGAUCAGUUUGCAAGGUUACCACUGAAAAUGGAUGCUCCAGAGAAAGUUCUCAGCCAAGCUCAUGGGCAGGCAGGGCGGGUUGUGGAUUUUCUACAUGAAAAUGUGCUAGAUUUUGUGAGUGAUGAAGCCAUAGAAGAUGCCUGGUGCAUGUCUUCGUAUUUGGCGGAUGCUGAUCUCCUUCUCGCAGCUUCAAGAGGAAAGAUGAGUUGGCAUAAUAAAACAGAGGACGUUCUACAGUCAGCCGGUGCCUCAGUUGCUGUUCGUGGUGUGUUGUAUGGAAACAAGCAGCCAUGGUCAUCCAGAUGGCACGCGAUUCGCAAGCCAAAACUGUGGCAAGUGGAACAGUCCUCAAUACAAACCAAGAAGAAUCUGCGAGAGCAGAGGAACAUAGACUUUGAGGGGUCAAGAGUGUCAGAUAUAUCAGUGAUGGCUACAGAGUACAGCCCCGUGCUGAAAUGGCUAAGCUACAGGGCAUCUCCAGAUGCGUUUGCAAAAAUGGAGGAAGAGACUGAUGGGGAGGAGAGUGAAAUUUCAGAAGAUGAUGAAAUACAAGACUGGUGA
Messenger RNA from Arabis nemorensis, 1812 nucleotides. Lineage: Eukaryota; Viridiplantae; Streptophyta; Magnoliopsida; Brassicales; Brassicaceae. The record is from the annotation of a GenBank genome assembly.